CUUACUCGUAGAUAUAAUAACGGACACAACCGGCGAGACAGACGCUACGAAACACAACUUAAACGGCACCAAAUACACCAAAAGAGCAACUACAAGUGCAAUUUUGAGGAACCUAUUCAUUGGAUUUGACUGAAGAAGACUUGGUCCUACACUUCAUUUCUACUACUUCUACUACUAGUUCUUAGCACAUUUCCUGUCUUUUGAAUUCAAAGUCAUCAUGUCUCAGCAGCAGAUCAGUCUACCAGCCAAACUCAUUAAUGGAGGCAUCGCUGGCAUCGUUGGGGUCACUUGUGUGUUCCCCAUCGACUUGGCAAAGACCAGGUUGCAGAAUCAGAGACGAGGUCAGCAAGUCUACAAGAGCAUGAUUGACUGCCUGGUCAAAACAGUUCGAUCAGAGGGCUUCUUUGGCAUGUACAGAGGUGCCGCUGUAAAUUUGACCCUCGUUACCCCUGAGAAGGCAAUCAAGCUGGCCGCUAAUGACCUUUUCCGCCAUCAUCUUUCCAAAGAUGGAAAGGGACUGACGGUGUUCAAAGAGAUGCUGGCUGGGUGUGGUGCUGGUAUGUGCCAAGUCGUUAUCACCACCCCGAUGGAAAUGCUGAAGAUACAGCUGCAGGACGCCGGCAGACUUGCGGCUCAGCAGCAAAAGCCAGUCAUGAUGUCUCCCACAAAGCUGGUGGCCACCAACACCAUGCUCAGCCGCUCCUACAACUCCGGCACCGUGGUCACACCACCUCGAGCUGUGUCAGCCACACAGAUAGCAAAGGAGCUUCUCCAUACCCAGGGCAUCCAGGGGCUCUACAAGGGUCUCGGGGCAACAAUACUUAGGGAUGUUCCCUUUUCUAUGGUCUACUUCCCGCUGUUUGCCAACCUGAACCGCCUUGGCAAACCCAGCCCAGAGGAGUCGUCACCCUUCUACUGGGCUUUCCUCUCAGGCUGUGCGGCUGGAUCUACAGCUGCAGUGGCUGUGAACCCCUGUGAUGUGGUGAAGACAAGACUGCAAUCACUGAACAAAGGGUCUGCUGAAGAGACAUACAGUGGAGUAGUGGAUUGUGUAAGUAAAAUAAUGCAGAAGGAGGGACCGUCUGCCUUCCUGAAAGGCGCCGGCUGUCGAGCUCUGGUCAUCGCUCCUCUAUUCGGCAUUGCUCAAGUUAUGUACUUUGUUGGUGUUGGAGAGUAUAUCAUGGACAACUCGCCUCUGAGCCUCCUGUCAGCAUGAGACUGUACCAGCGUGCUGGCCGGAUAUGCAUAGGACAUUUUGAGCGUAGAUGGAUGGAACAAGUGGCAGCUACACACCAUCGAUUUACAGUAAAAAAAGAAAAGAUAAAGAAAUGAGACCGUCGGGUCUGAUUAGUCAGAAAGGUUUCCGGGUUUGAAGACUAUCACCUACCAUCUUCUGUAUGGUCUAAAAGUUGUGUUGCACUUAAACACUUUUGUGGCUUAUUCAGUAGGCUAUUGCCAACGUUUGUAGUUGAAGCUAUUAGCCUUACUGAGUUGUGGGACUCAGAGUUGCAGUGUUAUUCUUUCUUUGUCCCCAAAGAGUCCUGUUCUGUUUCCCUCUGUGAGGGAAGGGGGCUAUGAAUCACUCCACCAAAGAGACAGACCUGGUUUUUGUUUUCUCUUCCAUGCUAUCCCUUUUUCAAAUGAUUUUGUAUGUGUAUGCUACAGUUUCAUUUUGACUUGAUGAAUGCAGUAGUUUGCAGUAGUUCUUUGUAUGUGUUUCUUUCUUAUCUGAUCUGUCUCAUGUUACAAAACCCUCAAAUUGGAGCUGAAUGCUUCAAUUAAGGGUUUACAUUUGGGCCCAAUUUACAUCAUUUAUUGCAAAGGGAUCUUUAAAAAAAAAAAAAAGUUUUACAUACAUUUUCAGGAAUAACUGAGUGUACCUGUUUAAUUUAACUGAUCAUGAACCUUCCUACUGACAGGGACCAUACGGUUUACCAAACCAUAAACAGUGUUCUGAUAUAUACUUGAUAUUAACCCUACAGUUGUUUAGCAAUCUGUGAACCACAGUCUUUGUAUCCUAAUAUCUGCAGAAACUUGAGAUGCAUUCAUGCACAUUAUAUAUGUAUGUGUUUGUCCACAUAACCUCUGUUUUUUUUAGAUAUUUAUAUAUGCAUACCUUUUCAGAUUUCGCUCUUAAAUUUCAGCCGUCUUUGGUUUAUGCCUUAACGGAGCAGAUUGACAUUUCUGCCUGAUUCCGGGGAAGCAAAGCUCCCCGCUAAAAAAAGGAGUAAAAAGAAGCAUUACUGUUACUGUGAGCAUGUGAGAAAUUCCUGUUACCAUACUUUGUUUUUUGUGAUGCUUUUUG
Messenger RNA from Scomber scombrus (Atlantic mackerel), 2305 nucleotides. RefSeq names its product solute carrier family 25 member 55a (gene slc25a55a). NCBI's taxonomy places the organism in Eukaryota, Metazoa, Chordata, Actinopteri, Scombriformes, Scombridae. Gene Ontology annotation, molecular function: L-aspartate transmembrane transporter activity; L-glutamate transmembrane transporter activity. The record is from RefSeq and is a predicted model, not a curated record. The transcript is spliced from 10 exons. Gene Ontology annotation, biological process: L-glutamate transmembrane transport; aspartate transmembrane transport; malate-aspartate shuttle. Bases 218 to 1216 code for a protein of 332 amino acids.